Messenger RNA from Gamsiella multidivaricata, 1391 nucleotides. Its product is annotated as apolipo protein O-domain-containing protein. The coding region runs from base 451 to 1245 and encodes 264 amino acids. Gene Ontology annotation, biological process: cristae formation. The transcript has 4 exons. The record is from RefSeq and is a predicted model, not a curated record. Gene Ontology annotation, cellular component: mitochondrial crista junction; MICOS complex. NCBI's taxonomy places the organism in Eukaryota, Fungi, Mortierellomycota, Mortierellomycetes, Mortierellales, Mortierellaceae.
CAAUCAAUCCCUCACUCCCCACUCUUUUUCAUCAAAUCUCUCUAUUUUCAUAUACCAUGUUCCGUGCUACACAAUCCUUGAAGGUACAGGCCAGUCGGGGGGAUCUAUUCCGGAGCUGCAACAGGAACAGGAGCCAUGCCGGGAAACUUGGUGCUGAUCUACUUUUCGCGACGCUCAAUUACGAGAUCACCAACAACUGGGACACUCUGGAGCUGAAGUGAGCUCGACUUUGCGCAUAGCAAGGCUACUAGAACCAACUCAUACCUUAACAUAUUACCGGGACGACAUAUACAUCCAGGAACUGCCAUUAAGCGCGCGCCUCAUAUCGACUAAAAAUGAACUGUGUCAGGAGUGGUACCUGAUCAAUGCCAUUAACAAGUAAAUCCUUUCUCGUGUUCAAUUGCCUCGCAGACAAAGUCCUUGGUCGUCCUCGGCGCCAGCGUCGGACUCAUGGCCAGCACUAGCGGUGCUGUUGCUUUCAUGGAGGGCAAGGAGCGCAAGCAGAAGCUCCCUAUUUACGACGAGCCUGAGCCUGAGAUGGUGGUUAAGGAGGAACCCACGCGCUUGGAUGAGGUCCUUCGCGCAGCACGCAAGGAGACGGAUCGUCAGAUUUUAGGCAUGAAGUACCAUCUCCAGAUGGCCACCAACAAGGUUGUCGAUCUCGAGAAGGAGGCUGAGGGCAACAUCAAGUCGGUUCUGGUCAAGGAGGAGGAAGUCAUGCCUGCUGCGAUCUAUGUCGUUGUUGCCGGCUUUGCUGGAUCGAUCUUUGCCAGACGCCGCAAUAUUUUGCUCCGCUUCCUGUCCCCCGUCGCCUUCUCUGCCCUGGCCUUUGGAUACUUCUUCCCCUCGUCGUCGAACCGUUUGAUCGCACGCGCGAACCAGUCUGAUCUUUCGAAAUAUAUCCCUCAGGAUCUUCAAAAGCAACUGCGCGAAUUGACUGGACAGGUCAGCAGCACCGGUAACCAAGUUGUGGAGGAAGUGAAGCAGACUGCCAAGGACGCAAAGAAGACUGUGGAGAAGAAUGAGGAGUCGGUGCAGGAAAGGGUGCAGGAGAAGAUCCAGGAGACUGUUGCGGCAGCGAAGGACACUGCUGAGGAUGUGAAGGAGAAGGUUGCGGAGCUGAAGAAGGCAUUGAUUGAGGAGACCGAGAAGGGCAAGAACAAGGUGGAGGAGCUUGUGGAGAAGUCGGACAUGGAGGCUAGGCAGGCCAAGAUCCGCGCGGAGGAUUCGCUUAAGCGCGUCUAAAGUGGUGGUCCAGACCGCAGGAGCUAAUAAUGUCGAACCGUAUCAAUCUAGCACGCAUUGCAUGGGAAUAUAAAUGGAUAUAAAAUAUGUAAAUGAAUAUAAAUAGUAAAAAAAAAAAAAUUAGUCCAAUGGGACCCUGAAACAUG